Messenger RNA from Elgaria multicarinata webbii, 4053 nucleotides. RefSeq names its product tumor necrosis factor ligand superfamily member 10-like. The transcript has 5 exons. The record is from RefSeq and is a predicted model, not a curated record. Gene Ontology annotation, cellular component: membrane. NCBI's taxonomy places the organism in Eukaryota, Metazoa, Chordata, Lepidosauria, Squamata, Anguidae. Gene Ontology annotation, molecular function: tumor necrosis factor receptor binding. Bases 53 to 1054 code for a protein of 333 amino acids. Gene Ontology annotation, biological process: immune response.
CGGCGCGUCCUCGGUGCCGUCUGGAGCGAUCGCGCGCCGCACCGCCCGCCCGAUGGCUCCGUGGCUCGGCGCCGAGAUGGCUCAGGCGGCGGCGGCGGCCGCGGCUCCUGCGAGCCAGCAGUACUUCCGAUCGGACAGCAGCGACUCGGCCGCCCGCAUGCUGGGCACCCCCGACGCCGAGGCGCCGGCCCGCGCCGAGAAGCGCCGUCCGAAGAAGCGCUGCAGCCCGGUCUGGCUGGCCGUGGCCGCCAUGGCCAUCCUGGCCUUGCAGAUCGCCUCCACCACCGGCCUCUUCGUCUACUUCACCAUGUCCAUCGCCAAGCUCAAAGCUCAAGCCCAGGGGAGCUCGGAGGAGCUGAGGUGCCUCCUGCUCCUCAACAGACAGCAGGAACUCUCCGACUUGGAGGAGCUGAUUGGCAGCCGCUCGUGCCUCAAGCUGGCCGGCAGCAUCAAGGAAUAUGUCACCAUGGUGACUGAGAAUGUGAUCCGCAAGAGCGCUCAGAGUGACCCCUCAAAGACGCACGCCAACUCCACAGGUGAGCAACUGGUGAGCAACCAGCUGGGCGGCAGACCCUCAGCACACCUGACGCUCAAGAGGCAGAGUCCGUCUCAGACAGGGAGCCUGGGACUCUUUGGGGAGCUGCAGCAGUCCUGCCAGCAUCCCGUCCACCACUGGGUCAGCAGGACCAUGCAUGCGCACCUCCAGAACAUCACCUACCAAGACGGCAUGCUGCAAGUCAGCCAGCCGGGCACGUACUACGUCUACACGCAGAUCUACUUCCGCUACCCCACCGAGGGCGUGGAGCCCCGUGCCUCGGGCCACCACCUUGUGCAGUGCGUCAACCUCCGGAGCUCUUACGGCCAGAACCUGCUGCUGCUGAAGGGAGUGGGCACCAAAUGCUGGGCCCAGGAUGCCACCUACGGGCUCCACGCCCUUUACCAAGGUGGCCUCUUCGAACUCAAAGCCGGGGACAAGCUCUUUGUCUCCGUCUCCUCGCUGGACAUCAACUACGACCAGGCGGGCAGCUACUUCGGAGCCUUCCGCCUCGUGUGAAGUUGAAGGGACGCUUUUCCGAACUGCCCCCUGGCAGGAAGGUCCCAGAGACACUGCUGCUGCUGCCUUAACAUGUAGCCAUGACCCACGGUGCCAACUCGGAACCAGCAGGAGAUGCCCAUUGCUACCAGAAGACCUGCCACCCCACCCCUGCGUACUGUUGCUUGGCACAUUCAUGGGGCCUUCUGGGACUAGGGAGCUGCAGCCCCUCCCAUUGCAGAGGUGUGAAAAGAGAUGCAAAGCGGAAGACAGCCGCUGGCCUCCCAUGGACGCCGCGGGAUGUGCAGGAGCUCCGUCGUGGAAAACCUCUCUCUGUUGUAUGCCUUCCGUCACAAGCCCAAGGGGAAGUAGCGGGCAAGAGGGGAGAGACCCCUGAAGGUAACCCAACAGGUGGGAGCUCUUCCCCCUAGUAGGUAAGGCAGGUAAGAGACAUUAUAUGAGCCAGUCCCUUGUCACUGUCCGUGUCUAGCUGGCAGGUAUCCAGGCAGGUUGGUGAGUUUGUAGGGCUUUCAGGAAAUCAGGGUAGCCAGCCUUCUCUUCUGUGAGACCCACACGCGACUUACUUCCACUGACUCCGGAAUUCUCCCAAUCAUUUCUAUUGAAAAAAGGUAGGAUUCACUCUUUCCAAUUGCAUUAGGGGAAACAUAAAGCCGGACUUCGACGAUUAGCCUGCUUUAGGGUUGCUCAGGUACAGGACUGCUCUACGCACGCAGCUCUUGUCCAAGCGAGUUGUGAGGCGUUGCAACUGCUUCACUGAGGUAGCUAACUGCACAGGCAGGAAAUGUAGGUCAGUAUGUCACCUGCAGACAUCGGAGAGGGAGCAGACCUGGGAGACACAGGCAGGCACGCACCCUCUCCCUGUAGCACCUGGACCUAGGUAUCCAAAUACAUCUCAUCACACAGGGUGUGACACGGACUGGCAUUUCAAGUUUACACAUCAGUUUGCUCCAGUAACCCAGGCUGAAACUGCCGUGGCUGGCUGACGCUGGACAGGGAAGUACAGAAGCCGGGUGCAAAACCUUCCACAUUUGGUUUUGAAAAGUCACAGAGGCCAAAUGUUAAGCGGAAGUUGGGGAGAUGUCAUUGGCCCUAAAGCUGGAAUGUUAAGAGAAAUCAAAAGGGUUAUUGGUUUCGUGUUCCAAUACUCAAGAUUGUUAGGAGAUUCUCGCUGCCAUCCUAAAUAUCAGUGAUCCCUUUACAUUUUAAACACGGAAGCUAGAAUUUGGCAACAGAAUUAGGAAUGCUGAUUUUCCGGGGAAAUGUUUACAGCGGCUAACGUGUGCUAGCGCAAGAGGUGGCAGUAGGCCUGGCCGCACAAGGAACCGAGCGGCUUUGCAGGAAUGUGAAAAAUGCCACGCAACGUUUCCUCCUUUGACGAUGUUCGUGUAGGCUGCCAAUCAUGUUGCAAAAAGAAAAGGGAAGAGGACACCCCUUGCUCUGCCCCUGUGGCUGUUUUUCAGAAGCAAAGGUUACCUGAGAGAAGGAGUUCCAAACCAACACCGGUUGAAAUAAGGAAAUUGCAUCCCUGAUUCGACAACAUAGUUCAAGCCAAGGAGAGUGUUAGUUUAAGGCCUUCUCAACGGGGCACCUUCCAGAUGUGUUGGGACUGCAACUCCCAGCCAGCAGAGGCAACGGCUGGGAAUGAUAGAAGCGGCGGUCCAGCACAUCUGGAGUGCACCCAGUUGGGAAGGCUGGUAUAAGGGAUACGAAACGUCUUGCUGCUCUUUCCAGCCCAUUCGACCCCCGUCGGGGCUUGGGCUGCAGAGGAACCGGCCUUAGAUCAAGGCAGGCCAUGUGCUCAUCCAGCCCAGUCUGGUUUCUCCUGACUGGCAGCAGCUUGGCAGGGCAGAUCCCCUUUCUCCUCACCUGCUACCUGACCUUUUCAAACUGGGAUGCUAGGGUUGGCUCCUUGGAUCUUAUUCAUGCAAACAACGUACUCUACCGCUCAGCUAUGGGCCCUCCCCAAUAGGCCUACUAUAGAGGAGGGGCUGUAGCUCAGCCAUGGAGCAGGGGGUGUUUUGCAUGCAGAAGGUCCCGGGUCUGAGCCUCGGCACCUCUAAGUGGGGCUGGGACAGUAUUUGGCCUGAAACUCAGCAUAGACAACACGGAGCUAAAUGGAUCAAGGUCCGAUGGUAUGGGGCAGCUUCCUAUAUUCCUCUGACAUGGCGAGGAAGAAAUUCCCAGCGUCUGCCAGACGGCCCCUUCCCCUGCCCUUUUCUGCUAAAGCCCAAGAUUUGGAGGUGGGGGAGAGAGAAAUUCCCCAUGGCUUUUCCUUGCCAGGUGAGGCUUCAGCACCUGAUCCAGCAGGCAGAUCAAGACUCAAGGCAGGCCUCGCUGGGUGGAUGGGUGGGUGCAAUUUGGAAUUUAGCCGAAAUUGGGUGGGGGUUUUUGAAUUUUUUUUUUUUUUUUUUUUUGAAGUUGGUAAAGGUUUUUGAAAACUUAACACAUUUGCGAUGGCAUUUUGUGAACUAUGUCGUCCACUUCAUCAGAUGGGGCUCUCCUCUUGGGCUUUUAACUGCCGCCGACAGUUCAGAAAUUAGGCAAGCGAAGCUUUCCCCAGCCCCUUCUCCAAGAAAAGUUUUGCCGGCUGGAUUUCCAUGCGUCAGGCUGCUGUUAGAAGUACAGCAGCUGCAGGAGGAUUGGGGGAAAGGUGGCAAUCCUAAUUUCCCUCUUGUGGGGCAUGGGUUGUUACAUUCACAGGCACUGCAGGGUAACCCACGCUAAACCUGGCUCUCAUCAGAACAAACGCAAGCAGACGUGCCUGAAAAGCCACUGGGUAAACCGCCUGUACUCCAGCCCCUGCCCCAGAUUGUGAAAUCUAGAUCACUGGAUGUGUUCCUGGCCCAAAAGAGAAACUUUGGGGGCAUUGGAUGCCUCCUCAAACCUCCCUUGAAAAUCAGGGACGAACUUCCAGCCUCCCUGGGCAGCUUGCUCUAGUGCAGCCUUCCUCAACCUGGGGCGCUCCAGAUGUGUUGGACUGCAUCUCCCAGAAUGCCCCA